CCUGCCACUCGCACCACCUGAUGUGGUUCUUAAGACGUACACUGGGGAAGCGGUAACUAUGAAAGGACUCACGCAGGUAACAGUUGAACUCAACGGGAAAAAGAAAAAACUGCCAUUGUAUGUGGUCUUGGGUGAUUAUCCUUCGUUGAUGGGACGUUCUUGGCUGGAGCAACUCAAGGUGGACUGGGCGGCCAUACACAUGAUGACACCUAAAACGCUGGAUCUUGAAGGGAUUCUCCGGAAACACUCUGAUGUGUUCAAGCAGGAGUUGGGCAGCAUGAAGGACAUCCAGGUGAAAUUGACUGUAGAGCCGGGAUGCCAGCCAAAAUUUCUAAAAGCCCGGCCCCUUCCAUAUGCGCUAAAACCCAAGGUAGAGGCAAGCUUAGCGGAACUCAUGAAGGAAGGGGUGCUGGAACCAGUCAGCGUGAGUAAGUGGGCAACACCCAUUGUUCCAGUUCUAAAGAAAGAUGGAGGCAUAAGGAUCUGUGGAGAUUUUAAAGUCACUGUAAAUCCGGUGUUAUCAGCAGAACAAUACCCCUUGCCUCACAUUAAUGAUAUCUUUGCUGGACUGACAGGAGGGCAAAAAUUCAGCAAAAUCGACCUCAACCAAGCAUACCUGCAGAUGCAUGUUGAGGAACAGUCCAGAGAACUUCUCACCAUCAACACCCACAAAGGCCUAUUUCGGUACAAGCGGUUACCAUUUGGAAUUACUUCGGCCCCAUCUGUUUUUCAGCGAGCGAUGGAUCAGAUUUUGGCGGGCCUUAAAGGCGUGGUGUGUUACUUAGACGACAUCCUAGUGACUGGCACUGAUGAAGAGUCGCACUUACAACACCUGGAUGCUACCCUGGAAAGACUGAAAGAAUACGGAUUGAGGGUGCGCAAGGACAAAUGUGAAUUUUUCCAGGUUGCAGUCGAGUACUUAGGCCAUGUCAUUGAUGCCUCUGGUUUGCAUACAUCUCCAUCCAAGGUUAAGGCCAUUGUGGAUGCUCCAGAGCCCGGAAAUGUAAGCCAGUUGCGGUCUUUCCUCGGUUUACUAAAUUAUUAUGGGCGGUUCAUUCCAAACAUCGCUACGCUGCUGAAACCACUUCACAAGUUGUUGUGUCACGAGAAAAAUUGGAGGUGGACCUCUGAAUGCCAGGAGGCUUUCAAAAGAGCAAAGGAGACACUCUUAAAGUCAAAUGCCCUCACUUAUUUUGACCCUGCUCUUCCCAUUCAACUGGCCUGCGAUGCUUCUCCAUAUGGUGUGGGAGCUGUCUUGUCCCACAUCAUGCCAAAUGGUCAAGAGAGGCCGAUCGCAUUCGCUUCCAGGAGUCUGAGUAAGGCAGAAGCAAACUAUGCUCAGAUUGAGCGAGAAGCGUUGAGCAUUGUGUUUGGAGUUCGUAAGUUUUACCAGUAUGUUUUUGGAAGGAAGUUCACAUUGUUGACUGAUCAUCGCCCACUCACUGCAAUUUUUGGCCCACACCAUGGCAUUCCGUCUCUGGCUGCUAGUAGGAUGCAAAGAUGGGCUUUGUUGUUAUCCGCUCACACCUAUGACAUCAAGUAUCGGAAGGCGGAAUUGCAUGGAAAUGCGGAUGGUCUGUCUAGAUUGCCUCUCGCUGACAGAAUGAAGGAGGCACAAGUUGCAGAAAUUUUCUACUUCAGCCAGGUGGAAAGGGCCCCAGUAACAGCUGUACAAGUCCGUAAGAGCACACGCAAUGACCCUGUUCUGUCGAAAGUCAUGGAUAUCGUAAUGACAGGAAAAGGUGAGACCGAUGACCUGGAGUUAAAACCGUAUGUCUCUCGACGCCAUGAACUUUCAGUGCAGUCAGGAUGUUUGCUGUGGGGUAGGAGAGUGAUCAUUCCCUCUGCUCUGCGCAAGCAAGUGCUAAAACAGCUGCAUGUGGGACACUGUGGAAUGGUCCGAAUGAAAGAAAUUGCCAGGAGUUACUUCUGGUGGCCAGGAGUAGAUGGCCAAAUUGAGGAAAAGGCAAGAACAUGUACGUCAUGCCAGCGCAUACGCAAUGUACCCCAACUGGCUCCGCUGCACCCAUGGGAAUAUCCAGAGAAACCAUGGCAGCGCAUUCAUGUUGAUUUUGCAGGCCCAGUGGAGGACAAAAUGCUGCUGGUGGUCGUGGAUGCACACAGUAAGUGGCCGGAGGUGGCUAUCAUGAAAUCUACAUCAGCUGAAAAGACAAUUGAGAAACUGGGAGAAAUUUUCAGUAGAUUUGGACCUCCGGUGCAGCUUGUCUCAGAUAAUGGCCCUCAAUUUACAUCUCAUGAGAUGGGCACAUUCCUACAAGCAAAUGGUGUGCAGCAUAUCACAUCAUCACCUUACCAUCCGGCAACAAAUGGUUUAGCAGAAAGGUUUGUCCAAACCUUGAAACAUGCUUUGAAAGCUUCACUCGGACAGGGAACAUUCCAUCAACGGCUGCAUAGCUUUUUGUUGUGCUAUCGCAGUACUCCGCACGCAACCACUAAAGUGUCACCAGCAUCUCUGUUGUUCAAUAGAGAGCUCAGGACAAGCUUGGAGCUGCUCAAACCAGCAACACUCAAAGAAACUGUCUUAAUACAACAGAGGAAUCAGGUACAGCGACGGAAUCUGCGAGCCAAGGACAGAACCUUCUCGAUAGGCUCACCAGUGCUGGCACGGAACUAUGGCGGUGGUCCGAAGUGGGUUCCAGCUACGGUGGAGGCCCAGACAGGUCCAGUCUCAUAUAAGGUCAAAACUGCUGGAGAUUUGUCUUGGAGGAGACACAGUGAUCAGUUGCUCAAGGGAGCAAACGCAGUUCCAAAUGUUUCCGAAGUUGCGGAUGUCACUGACCAAAUUAGUAACAGUACGUCAGCUCCUGAAGUACUAACCACUGAGCCUACCAAGACCGCAAAUUGUCCAUCAGUAAAGGAACCGGCAUCACCUGUUGUAUCGGCAGAAAGUGGGAGCCAAACAGGGCGCCGAUACCCAGUUAGGGAGCGACACCCGCCCCAGCGGUUGUUGGAUUAUUCUUAGUUGGAAGCUACCCUUAUUGCUCGGGGCAGAAUAAUCCCCUUAGGGUCAGCUAGGGUUUGAGGUAGUCUACCCUCACUCCCAGGGAAUUAGUUGUAUAUAAGAAACAACAAAGUUGAAUGUUCUAUAUAUAUAUAUAAAAAAAGAA
Molecule: messenger RNA, 3128 nt
Organism: Pimephales promelas (fathead minnow)
Lineage: Eukaryota; Metazoa; Chordata; Actinopteri; Cypriniformes; Leuciscidae
Source: RefSeq, a predicted model, not a curated record